ACAGUCUGACAUCCAGAGCUAGCCAGGCCUGUCGGAAUCAGUGUGUGGGUUGCUGUCGCCGGCGGCGAUGUCGACGGCUGCAGCCACCACCCUGACCUCCUCCCCCUUCGCGCGGCCUCGCGGCAGGAGAAUGGUGCGGCCGCAUGCCUCGGUGUCAGAGGCGUUCCACCCGGAGGUGUCCCGGGCGGUGGAGUCGCUGCAGGCGGAGUUCCGGGAGGUGGACAGCGCCAUCGCCCUCAACUCCUCCCGCGUCUCCGCCGCAUUCCGCCGUGCUCGCGUCGCCCCCCACCACUUUGGUGGGUCGACGGGGUACGGCCACGACGACGCCGGCGGCCGGGAGGCGCUCGACUCCGUCUUCGCCCACGUCGUCGGCGCCGAGGCCGCCAUCGUGCGUCCCCAAUUCUUCUCCGGCACGCACGCCAUCGCCUGCGCCCUCUUCGCGCUCUUGCGUCCUGGACACGAGCUCUUGGCGGUCGCCGGGCCUCCCUACGACACCUUGGAGGAGGUCAUUGGGAUCAGGGGGUCGGCCAACGUAGGAUCGCUCAAGGACUUCGGAGUGACCUACCGAGAAGUUCCACUCGCAGAAGAUGGCGGCCUUGACUGGGACGUGCUUGCGGAUGCCAUCAGACCGGAGACUGGAUGCGCGCUCAUACAGAGGUCCUGCGGCUACUCGUGGCGCAAGAGCCAGAGUGUAGCUGAUAUCCGUAGAGCCAUAGAGUUGAUCAAGAUGCAAAAUCCAAACUGCAAGGUCAUGGUGGACAACUGCUAUGGUGAAUUCGUUGAGACAUCGGAGCCUCCAAUGGUGGGAGCAGAUUUGAUCGCCGGUAGCCUGAUAAAGAACCCUGGAGGUACUAUCGCGCCUUGUGGUGGUUAUGUUGCCGGGAAGAAAGAUUUGGUUGCAGCUGCUGCGGCUCGCCUAUCUGCGCCUGGUCUUGGGGUGGAGUUCGGUUCGGCACCUGGCCAUGUUAUGCGAGCGCUCUUUCAGGGCUUGUUUCUUGCUCCGCAAAUGGUUGGAGAGGCAGUAAAAGGUGGUUUGCUGAUUGCAGAGGUCAUGUCAGCCAAGGGCUAUAGAGUUCAACCACUUCCGAGGGUUCCGCGGCAUGAUAUUGUCCAGGCAGUAGAGCUUGGCAACAGGGAGAGACUCAUAGCGUUUUGUGAAGUUGUUCAACAAACUUGCCCAGUAGGAUCGUUUAUUAAGCCAACUGCUGGGGAAACUCCUGGUUAUGCUUCAGAGGUCAUUUUUGCGGACGGGACGUUCAUGGAUGGAAGCACAAGUGAGCUGUCGUGUGAUGGGCCCUUAAGAGACCCAUACGCUGUGUUCUGUCAGGGAGGAACACAUUGGACACAGUGGGCUCUUGUCCUGGGUGAAGUUCUGAAGGUCAUAUAGCCAGAACACUUCCCAUUUUCAGAAUGGCCCCCCUCUUCGCUAGCUAUAACUGAUUGGUCAGUGCUUGUUGAUUGAAGUGGGAAUCAUCAGGAACCAGCAUACUCAUAAAUUCUUUUGGUUGAACCGACCAAGGAUUUAAAACAACAGAGACAUUUCAAAGCUGUUAAGAGUUCAGCAGGCUCCACUCAUUGAUUGUGAGCAUAACUUCAAGCCAGAGCCUCAUUUGCAUAGCUUCUGAAAUCAACUUGCCAGUUCAUUAGGAUACCACUUUGAACAGUAGGAUGAGUUAGAAAUGCUUUGUAAUUGAUGUACUAUAUACCAGCUGUAUGAGUUUGCCAAUUCAAGGAGACAGAUGACUGCCACAACACUUCAUUUUGGAAGA
Messenger RNA from Lolium perenne, 1769 nucleotides. RefSeq lists its product as uncharacterized. The record is from RefSeq and is a predicted model, not a curated record. Lineage: Eukaryota; Viridiplantae; Streptophyta; Magnoliopsida; Poales; Poaceae.